AUGGCCCUCGAACGUUGCUGCCGAGGGAUUCAGUGCAGCCUCGGUCUACGUUGGGCUGUUGUGUGUCUUGCGUGUUUACUGUGCGGGCCUGCAGUCGGGACUGCCUUCAUAAUUCCUCAACGCAGCCUACAGAGCUUUCAAAGUAAUUCCCGUGUUCUCCCCUCUGUUGGAAGGUGGUGGUAUGUUGGAGAUACAGCUGUGAAACAAUGUAACGGUUGGUUUCAGCAGCCAGGACGGUCUCGUCGGUCAUUCCCUGGGGUUGUUGAUCAUGGGACGACCUGGCCAGCUGUCAUAGAAGGAUGUCCUUCUUUCGGAGAUGGAGUUUUGCAUGGAAUAGCAAAUCCUAGUGACUGGAUGGAGAGUGAACCCACAGAGCUAGGGCUGGAUGCGACACCCUCCAGUGUUUCACCUGAGCUACCGGAGCCUGGACCGCAGCGGAGCAGCUUCUCAUGGGGAACUCGGAAAAGGUCCUAUGCGCGGGUUCAACUUCCCCCUGGGUCAGGAAAGCUAACGAUCAACAACAGAGACGCAGUCGACUAUCUUCAGGACAAUCCAUGGUGGAUCCAUAAUUGCAUUGCUCCACUGAUGGAACUGCAACUGGAAAAUGAGUUCGAUGUCAUUGCAGAGGCACACGGUGGAGGCCUCGGUGGGCAGUCCGGGGCAAUCAUGCUUGCUGUCGCUAGGGAGAUUGUGAGACAGCGACCAGAACUGCGACCCCCACUUAGGCGAGCAGGUUUCCUGACCGUUGACGCAAGGAAGGUCGAGAGGAAGAAAUUUGGACUCAGAAAAGCCAGAAAGAAGGAACAGUACAGCAAACGGUAG
Messenger RNA from Neospora caninum, 822 nucleotides. RefSeq names its product 30S ribosomal protein S9, related. Gene Ontology annotation, cellular component: mitochondrial small ribosomal subunit; ribosome. Gene Ontology annotation, biological process: translation. The transcript is spliced from 3 exons. The record is from RefSeq and is a predicted model, not a curated record. NCBI's taxonomy places the organism in Eukaryota, Apicomplexa, Conoidasida, Eucoccidiorida, Sarcocystidae. Bases 1 to 822 code for a protein of 273 amino acids. Gene Ontology annotation, molecular function: RNA binding; structural constituent of ribosome.